This is a messenger RNA of Phragmites australis (common reed), 3034 nucleotides long. Its product is annotated as two-component response regulator ORR23-like. Lineage: Eukaryota; Viridiplantae; Streptophyta; Magnoliopsida; Poales; Poaceae. The transcript is spliced from 6 exons. Gene Ontology annotation, molecular function: DNA binding; DNA-binding transcription factor activity. The record is from RefSeq and is a predicted model, not a curated record. The coding region runs from base 758 to 2743 and encodes 661 amino acids. Gene Ontology annotation, biological process: cytokinin-activated signaling pathway; phosphorelay signal transduction system.
GCCCGUGCCCCCUCAGACAUUCCCUCCCCACCUUCUCCCUCCCCAACCAGAGGAACCAGAGAAUUUUUUUUCAUUAUUCUUGCUCCCUUCAAGUAGCUAGCAAUCUCUUUCUCGUGUUCUUGCUGUGGUGAGCAGUGGUGGAGAGGAGGGAGACGUGCUGGUGAGCUUUGCUUGUGUGAUUCAUGUGCCUGGCCAUCUGGAACAGUCACCAUCUCUGCUUUCCCUGCCCAUCUCUUUUGGCCUCCAGCCGCCUCCAACUUCCAACCCCCCUUUUGCUUUCCCACAUCUUUGCUUCAAUAAUGAUGUUGUGGCGGGUUUGGUCCUGAAGCUGCUGCAUCCCCACCUAUCUCUCUGCCUUCCUUAGUCCAAAUCCACCAGCUGCUUCUUUCCAUCCUGCUUCCCUUUUCUCUUUUCAGCUAUAGCUGGGUAGUAGGUUGGUUCUGUUUGUCUUCCCCCCUUUCUCUGCUUUCUUUUCCUUGCUGGGGAUUGGGAGGCCUUGAAGUCAUCUUCUUCCCUGUCCACAUCCUGCUCCUUGUAGGUGCUGCCGGUGCUAGCCUCUUGCAAUUGGCUCAAUUGGGCUCCCGAUUCCUUGAUUGGACUAGUGCCACCAACAAGUUGUGUUGUUGGCUUUGCUUCUAGCACCAACUGGUUCAAUUGAUCCUCGGUUGGGAACAGGACUGUAGCCUGUUCUUGCACUGGUUUCUUGGCUUCUUGCUGUGAAUUGGCUCAAGUUGGGGCGGUUCGUUUGGAGGUUGGCAUGAGGUCUGAGGAGAGGAGUAGUGCGGUGAGGAGGGUGAGGGACCAGUUCCCGGUCGGCAUGCGGGUCCUCGCCGUGGACGACGACCCUGUGUGUCUCAAGGUGCUUGAGACCCUCCUGCGGCGCUGCCAGUAUCAUGUGACAACAACGAAUCAGGCUGUUAUCGCCCUGAGGAUGCUAAGGGAAAACAGGGACAUGUUUGAUCUAGUUAUCAGUGAUGUCCACAUGCCAGACAUGGAUGGCUUUAAGCUUCUUGAGCUUGUGGGGCUUGAAAUGGACCUCCCUGUCUUGAUGCUAUCGGUGAAUGGAGAGACAAAAACUGUAAUGAAGGGUAUAACUCAUGGUGCCUGUGACUAUCUCUUAAAACCUGUUCGACUUGAAGAGCUUAGGAAUAUCUGGCAGCAUGUUGUCAGAAGGAAAUUCAGUAACUGUGAACGUGCCAAUAUUGAUCCCUAUGAGGAGUGCAAUAAGCCAGCAAAUGCGGAUUUUGAUUAUGUGCACAGCCAAAUUACAUGUGGGUCACCUGACCAAAGUGGGAGGCCCAGCAAGAAGAGGAAAGAAUACCAUAGUGAAGAGGAAGAUGAAGGCGAGGAGAGUAAUGGUCAAGAGAAUGAUGACCCUUCAGCUCCAAAGAAACCAAGGGUUGUUUGGUCGGUAGAACUACACCGAAAAUUUGUUGCUGCUGUUAACCAUCUUGGAAUCGACAAAGCUGUGCCAAAGAGGAUACUUGAGCUCAUGAAUGUUGAGAAACUCACCAGGGAAAAUGUCGCAAGUCACCUACAGAAGUACAGACUCUACCUCAAACGGCUAAGUGCUGUGGCAUCGCAACAAGCUAGCAUCGUUGCUGCUUUGGGAGGUAGUGACCCCUUUAUGCGCAUGGGCGCAUUUGAAGGACUCCAGGGUUAUCAAGCUUUUACCUCUUCAGAAGCUCUGUCAUCUUUUAGUCCACAAGGGUUGUUAAAUAGAAAUAAUCCAACAUCAUUUAGGAUUCAAGGGAUGAUUGCUUCCAGGCCAAUUCAGAUUGCAAGUGGCAAUUCCACAAUAAGUCAUUCCAUUGGUGAUGCAAAUAAAUACCACCUUAGCUUACCAAGUAACCGACAAGGAAAUUUAGCACAAGGUUUGACAACUUCAGUUGGGCAGGCCCAGCUGCCACAAAAGUGGAUGCAUGAAGAAACCGACGAUCUGUCUACUAUCCUUUCUGGGAAUGGCCUGGCUAAUGGUGCACCUGGCACACUCCAAGUUGUUAUCCAGCCGUCAAUUAAAACUUCGUCUGCAAGUUCAGAACAUCUUGAAGGCAAUGUUGGAGUUUCCUCCAGUCUGAUGGAUUCUCGUGUAUCCCAGCAGAGUUGUCUUCCCUUAUCUGCGUUUUCUACCAGUGGGUUGCCUAUAAAUUGCUUAUUCGGCAGUAAUAAUGUAGCCAAGUUGGGUGCUGCAUCCUCUGGGGCCACACAUAUUUGUCCCCCAAAUGACCUGAGGGUAGCAAGAGACAACAAAGUGGGAGUUAGCCCUUUCUGUAGCACGAUACUUUUACCCCCGGAUAGCGAGCAAAACUCCAAGCACCUGAAUUUUGGAGGUGUAAGCAGUUUGAGGCAGAACACGGCUGGAAGUAAUGCAGACAAUCUUCUGGACUCAAAGUUUGUAUGGAGUUCUUUACCGAGCUCUCAACUGCCAAGUAAUAUAGGAUCUCAUGAUCCAGUGAGCCAAACACUGAAUAAUGACAGCCUUGGUGCCAGAAUGAUUGGACAGACAGGUGCAAGUGCUUCAACAUCUGCUCCACAAACGAAGAUUGACAUGUUCAUUUCAGGAGAUUUUCUGACGCCAAAGAAUGCGCCUGAUUUGAGCUUUCCUAAGCUCCAGAGUGAGCUUAGUUCUAGUAGCUGCAGCUUCGAUGGUCUUCUCAAUUCCAUAAUCAAAGUGGAAAAGGAUGAUGCUUCCUUCAGCGAUGAUCUGGGAUGCGACUUCUAUUCCCUCGGUGCCUGUAUAUGAAAGCCACCGCCACAUAUCUGCAUCUGUGUACAUCUCUCGUACACUGUGUAGCUAGCGUUCAUCCUAGGUCAGCUGUGUUACCCCUAUUUGUGCUGUUGCAGCAAUUAGUAAGUAGGAUUGUAUGUAGAGAAUGUAGCGGUAAGAUAUCUGGAAGAUAAGAUGCAUCGCUAAAUCGAGCUAGAGACACUGAUGGCCUGUGAGUUGUAAUCUGAGCUCUUCUUCGUCCUCAUGGAGACCAGUGGAUGCGCCAUGCCUGGCGUGGAGUAAUAGGACGUGGCCUUUGAUGUGAAA